Molecule: messenger RNA, 713 nt
Organism: Phoenix dactylifera (date palm)
Lineage: Eukaryota; Viridiplantae; Streptophyta; Magnoliopsida; Arecales; Arecaceae
Source: RefSeq, a predicted model, not a curated record
UCCAUCCUUUGACACAGGAGGAUAGGAGAGAAGAGAGCUAGAAAUGGAGAAAUCUCCUCCUCUUUCUCUGGACCUGGGAGGAGCCACAGAGAAGCAAGCCAAAGCACCAGCCUUCCUGCAGGCAGCGCUCCACUCGGUGAAAAAGCCGCCGGCGAAGCCGUGGAAGAGGACCGACCGUCCGGUGCCGCCCAAGGUCUACCGAGUCGACCCCCGAGGCUUCCGCCAGCUUGUGCAGAUGCUCACCGGUGCACCACCGCCCACCCCUCGCCCUCUCAGGAGCACGGCACGACCACCUCCGCCCCUCGACUUGGCCCCAAGAACUCCGCUGCCUCCGCCGCAGCCUAUGUUUGAUAAUAAUAACUAUUUUUCGACAGCGGCCAUGCAGCCAGUGGAGCAGAAGGCUGUUUCCGGUUACCAGUCUCCGACAGGGCUGGGAGGGCUCUUCUCGCCAUCGUUGUAUACAUCGUGGUGUUCUUUUCCUCUACUGAGCCCGGGAUCCAUUGCGACGCUGGAGCAGAGCAGUGGCGCUGUGCUUUGAGUAUUGGAGACUUGGUUUCUUUUCGGCGCUGUUAGUCCAAGUGGCUUUGCCUCCGUUUAAUUGUGCUAUUUCUUUCGUUAUCUCACUCUCACCCUUCCUUCUUCGUUUGAAAUGGUGCAAUUUGUUGCAGGGAUGAAAUAAAAUAGAAUGUCCAUGGACUCUUAUUGAUGCUCAA